UAUUACAUCCUGCCUGAGUUUCAGGUCACAUGACCAAGGUCAAAGGUCAUUUAGGGUCAAUGAACUUACAUUAUGCUGGGGUAAUCAAAUAAAGAUCUUAACAAAGGUUAAGGUUUUUAAAUAUAACUCUGAAAGUAUAUGGAUUUAAUUCAUGAAACUUGGACAUAAGAGUAAUCAAACAGUGAACAUCCUGUGUGAGUUUCAGGUCACAUGACCAAGGUCAAUGAACUUUGGCAGUGUUGGGGUAUUUAUUGAAUUGCCGUCAUAACUUUUUAAGUUAUGGAUCUAGUUCAUGAAUUGUGGACAUAAGGGUAAUCAAGUAUCACUGAUCGUCUUGCACAAGUCUUCGGUCACAUGAUCAAGGUCAAAUGUCAUUUAUGGUCAAUGAACAUAGAGUAUGCUACUAUAUCGAAUCGUGUAAUGCAGGCAAGACUGCCAGAGGUGCUCCAUUUGUAUUUAAAUAAAAUUUAUCUAUUCUGUAAAACAGGUGAUGCAUUUUUUUUUGUGGGUCAGCGGAACUGUGUGCAUGCGGGGUAACUUUGGCAUUGUGGUCUAAACUUACUCUGCUGCGCCCCAUUGGUUUAAACCAUGCCAAAGUAACCUUGUGCAGUACAGACCCACUUUACCCCACAUGAUAACGCUGACCUUCUGUAUUCCAGCAUACGUGUACCUCUGUGUAUAGAUCAGUGCCAACAUUGACAUUCAGAAAUCUUAUUUUAUUUUUCCAUCUUUUUUUGGUGAAAAAGAAAUUUAAUUGAUUUUUUUGCUUAAAUGUUUCUGCAACUUAAGCAACCAACUACAUAGAGUCUAUGCAAAAGUAGUUAGAGUACAUGGCUUGCCCUCUUUCAAUGAGAGCUUGUGAAUUCUUAUAAAUGUAAUCAUGAUAGCAAUGAAAUGUGCUUUGCUUAUCAGGUAAUUAUUUUAACUCCAUGAAAAUAUUGAUUGUAAUUGGUUGUCAAGUAAUGUGACCACAGUAGUUGCCAUAAUGCAAAAGUUGUAAACCAGUAUGUACAUUGUAACUCUUUAUAAAUUUGUGUUUUUCCUAUCAAAAUGUUUGAGCAUUGGGAAAUAGGCAUUUUGAAUGAAAAGCAAACAUGUUCACCUUGUAUGGGAGAUUAUUUCCAACCUUUGUUUUUCCUUGUUUUAAAUCUGUUUAGCCUAUGGAUGUAUCUUAUCGAUCUCUGCAAGAAUUUACAGUGAUGGCUCAGACUCCCUAUUCAACCUAUCGACCCUCCUCCCGACGUUCAUCAUCUAAAAAAGCAAGGAAGGAUGCUACUGUUAUUCAUUUUGAAAAUGCAGACAUUCCAAGUGUAUUUGUAGAAGAUGAUGUAGAUGAAGGACCUCCAAUCCCAACAGUCAAUGAGAGACUUGGUCAUCUAAGACCAUCCAGAGAACUUCUUGAGUAUUACAGAAGAAAAAUAGCUGAGUUUGAUGGAGAACAUCAAGAUAUGAUGAAGAAACUGGAUCAAUAUAAGACCACAUAUGAACGACAGCACAAAAUGCAGUGGGAUUUACGACAGCGUGAAGAAGAGAUUGCAGAGCUGCAGAAGGCUCUUAGUGAUAUGCAGGUAUAUCUCUUCCAAGAAAGAGAGCAAGUACUCAGACUGUAUGCCGAGAAUGACAGAUUAAAAAUUAGAGAGCUUGAAGACAGGAAAAGGAUCCAGCACCUGCUUGCAUUGAAUGGUCCAGGUGAACCUGAGGUAACCUAUUUCCACAAGGAACCACCAGCUAGGGCUGUAGUAAAGCAGCAUCAUCCUACCAAGAGAUAUCCACAUCCAGAAGGUGAGAAGCUUGGUUUACAAUCUGUCAUGCCCCUUCAGAGUAGUUCAACAGCCAAUGUGAGAGCAGCAGUAUCUAGACCAACCUCUGCUAAACCAGCAAAGAAGAACCUCACUAAUAAGAAGAAAUCCAACGAGAAUGUAGACAUAAAGGAAAAACAAGAUGUAGAAGUAUUACUGCUUCAGAUUGAAGCUUUACAGAGUCAGAUGGCAGACCAAGCAAGAGUAUCAAAAGACCAGGUAGAUGCAUUGAUAGAAGACAGGAGAGUAAGAAUGGAAGAGAUGCAGACAGUGAUAGAAAGAGAUCAAAGUAAAGUACAAGCUUUAGAAGACAGACUCCAUCAAACUCAGAAUCUCCUGUAUGACAGCACAAGGGAUUACCUGCAGUUGAAGUAUGAGAGCCGAGCAGAGGAAAAGAGAUGGAUGGGAGAGAAAGAUAAACUCCUCCAAGAACUUGAUAGAUGUAAAGAACAAUUGAAUGUAUCUAAAGAUGAUGUUUUACAUGUAUCUGAUCAUGCACUGGAGCAGAGACAAGCUCAAACCAUAGAGAUUGAGGCUUUAGAGAAUCAGCUUCAACAAGCUCAGAAGCUGAGUGAUAUGUAUAGAGAACAAGUGAUCACUUUAGAAUCUGAGUUAGCAGCUAUCAGAGAGAAAGAAGAUGUUAGUAAAGAAGCUUUUAAGGGACGAACAGAGAAACUUAGUAGACGUCUUCAGCUGAUGAAUCAGAGAUAUGAGGCUCUUGAGAAGAGACGUAAUCUAGAGGUAGAAGGUUUCAAGAAUGAUAUCAAAACUCUUAGGGGUAGACUCAAAGAUGUAGAGAAACAACUAUUCAAGGUGACCCUUGGAUUUGGUGAGGAUGGUGAUAUGAGAAUGCUUCGUGAUGUUCAUACAACAGCAAAGAAAUCUAAAGAAAUGCAAGGAGAAUUACACAGACUUAAAGCAAUGAUCUAUGGCAUGGAAAAUGACAUCAGAAGAUUAUAAUAACUAGAAAGAAGCGAGUGGUAGAAUUUGUGUUAAAAUUAUCUAGAUAUUGGUUGUGAUGAGUAACUAGUGCCUAGACUGAGAGAUGAAAACAGCUACUACACAAAGCAGAUAUACUUGAAAUGUAUUACUGAAUUGUCUCAUAUUGUAUGACUUCAAAUCACACUUGAACUAUAAUAAUAUAAAUAAUAUAUCAACUUGGGAGUUCAAGUGUGUUAAACACAUAACUGUAUUGGUUAGAUCAUGUUCAGAGGAAACACUGCUAGGUAUUCAUCAAUCAGAUUACACCUUAGAUAUGUAUGCAGUGGUGCUUGAGCAUGACUUCAAUUAUAUCUGAUUCCCUCAGGUUUAUUAAGUUGCAAAUUUGAAAGUAAAGGGUCAGCGAACGGCAUGGUAAAAAAAAUGUGCAUGCCGGCAAAGUGACGAAAUUUGUUGAAGGGGGUCAAAUUGACCCCCCUCAAACUUAGGGUUAAGUUUAAUCAUUCAUAAUGGCUGACCUUGUAGACGACAGAAAUUACUCUGACUGAACAGGAAUAUGAACUCAGACCAUAAAUCCAAUGCUCUAACUAACCUCAUCAUCCAUUGUUUUGAUAUGAGGGCGAAUUAUGUUAAUGAUCCAUGUCAUUUAUUUUAAAUAAUCUAAAUACAAUAUGCACAUCAUUCUGUAUGUAACACAGAAUCGCCUGAGAUGUGUUUAAUGGAACUUUUCCUUAGGUUACUUGUGCCCUGGUUUUAUAUCAUCUUAUUUCAUAUUAUCUACCUAUUAGAAAAUAGAAGCUACACUUCAUUUCUGGAACCCAUUUCAUAAAGAGUUACAGCUAUUAGUAUCCCGUAAUUAGUAACCAUCUGGAAUAAAGUUAUUGGAAAUGGUUUUUUGACUGAUUUGAGUAGGUAUAGGUGUCAACAUUUACCAAAAAAAGCUAGGAGGAAUACGGGUUGGGGAAAGUGCUUUUUUUCAAGGUCAAAGGUCAAUGACCCUUUUAAAUAUACUGUAUCAUGAUAUCUCCCAGAUAAAAUAUUACAGGUUGGUGAUCAUGGUGUCAAAAUGCACAGAUUCUUACAAGAGGAUCAAAUAAAAAAAUUAAGUACCUACAAUGCUCAUUCACCCAUGAAAUUCAAGGUCAAGGCCUUUCAAAGGUCAAUUACCUUUUUUUUUUACAUAAUAUACCAUAUACGGUAUAAUGGUAUCUCUGAGAUGAAAAGGUGCAGGUUGGUGAUCUUCGUGUCAAAAUGCACAGAUUCUUACAAGAAGAUCAAAUGAAAUCAGAUCAAGUACCUACAAUGCUCAUUCACCAAUUGUACUAGAAUUCGCACAUGUAUAAUUGCCAUAUUUAUCUGACUCUGACCUUCUGACCUUUACUUAAUUUUCACUGAUAUUUUGGAAAGGGUUCAUUGACCUCUGACCCCUAAAUACAUUCUCCAUGACCUUCAUUAUUUCACACUGAAAUCAUGAAACCUCCAUGUUUUCGUAAAUAAAGAGGCUUUAAUAGGAGGUAAUAAUAAUUUGUGAACAAAUUUUCGGCAUUACUCCUAUGUGUAUUAAGAUCGCAUGCUCGAUCUUUAAUGAAAAUCAUAAGUCAGAAAAAAUUGGAACCAGUGGGAUUCGAACCUGUCAUCUACUGCUUGCCGGGCAGCGACUCAACCACCAGGCUAUUCUGGUUCACGGCUAAGUCACGAUGAACUUGAAUACAAAUACCCUCUAUCCUCUUCUUUCUGACUCAUUGAUAUAUGUACAAAUGCUGUCCGCCGUGGACAAUAGAUAGUAAAUAAAGAGGCUUUACUAGGAGGUAAUAAUAAUUUGUGAACAAAUUUUUGGCAUUACUCCUAUGUGUAUUAAGAUCGCAUGCUCGAUCUUUAAUGAAAAUCAUAAGUCAGAAAAAAUUGGAACCAGUGGGAUUCGAACCUGUCAUCUACUGCUUGCCGGGCAGCGACUCAACCACCAGGCUAUUCUGGUUCACGGCUAAGUCACGAUGAACUUGAAUACAAAUACCCUCUAUCCUCUUCUUUCUGACUCAUUGAUAUAUGUACAAAUGCUGUCCGCCGUGGACAAUAGAUAGUAAAUAAAGAGGCUUUACUAGGAGGUAAUAAUAAUUUGUGAACAAAUUUUUGGCAUUACUCCUAUGUGUAUUAAGAUCGCAUGCUCGAUCUUUAAUGAAAAUCAUAAGUCAGAAAAAAUUGGAACCAGUGGGAUUCGAACCUGUCAUCUACUGCUUGCCGGGCAGCGACUCAACCACCAGGCUAUUCUGGUUCACGGCUAAGUCACGAUGAACUUGAAUACAAAUACCCUCUAUCCUCUUCUUUCUGACUCAUUGAUAUAUGUACAAAUGCUGUCCGCCGUGGACAAUAGAUAGUAAAUAAAGAGGCUUUACUAGGAGGUAAUAAUAAUUUGUGAACAAAUUUUUGGCAUUACUCCUAUGUGUAUUAAGAUCGCAUGCUCGAUCUUUAAUGAAAAUCAUAAGUCAGAAAAAAUUGGAACCAGUGGGAUUCGAACCUGUCAUCUACUGCUUGCCGGGCAGCGACUCAACCACCAGGCUAUUCUGGUUCACGGCUAAGUCACGAUGAACUUGAAUACAAAUACCCUCUAUCCUCUUCUUUCUGACUCAUUGAUAUAUGUACAAAUGCUGUCCGCCGUGGACAAUAGAUAGUAAAUAAAGAGGCUUUACUAGGAGGUAAUAAUAAUUUGUGAACAAAUUUUUGGCAUUACUCCUAUGUGUAUUAAGAUCGCAUGCUCGACCUUUAAUGAAAAUCAUAAGUCAGAAAAAAUUGGAACCAGUGGGAUUCGAACCUGUCAUCUACUGCUUGCCGGGCAGCGACUCAACCACCAGGCUAUUCUGGUUCACGGCUAAGUCACGAUGAACUUGAAUACAAAUACCCUCUAUCCUCUUCAUUCUGACUCAUUGAUAUGCAAAUGCCGUCCGCCGAUCAUGAUCAUGAUCAUGAUAAAGAGGCUUUAAUAGGAGGUAAUAAUAAUUUGUGAACAAAUUUUCGGCAUUACUCCUAUGUGUAUUAAUAUCGCAUGCAUGUGCCUUUUCAUCUCAGAGAUUCCAUUAUACAGUAUGGUAUAUGAUGUAAAACGGUCAUUGAGCUUUGAAAAGCUUUGACCUUGAAUUUUAUUGGUGAAUGUGCAUUCUAGGUACUUAAAUUUAUUUUAUUUGAUCUUCUUGUAAGAAUCUGUACAUUUUGACACCAUGAUCACCAGCCUGUACUUUAUCAUCUCAGAGAUACCAUUAUACGAUAUGGUAUAUAAUGUAAAAAAAGGUCAUUGACCUUUGAAAGGCUUUGACCUUGAAUUUUAGUGGUGAAUGUGCAUUCUAGGUAAUUAAUUUUAUUCUAUUUUAUAUUCUGGUAAGAAUUUGUGCAUUUGACACCAUUAUCACCAACCUGUGCCUUUCGCUCUCAGAGAUACCAUUAUACAGUAUAUAUGAAAAGGUCAUUGACCUUUGACCUUGAAAAACCCGUAUUCCUCCUAACUUUUUUUGGUAAAUGUUGACACCCAUACCUACUCAAAUCAGUUGAAAAACCAUUUCCAAUAAUUUUAUUCCAGAUUGGCUAUUUUGGGGUCUAAUUUAGGGAUAAUAUAUGCAAACUCUGUCAUUAUGAUAACUACCAUGGUAACGGGGCUCAAAAUCCAAUCACUAUCAAGGUUACCAUGGUAGCAACCAAAGUUGUAAAUCAUUAUGAAAGGAUUCCUCUGUAACACACAGCUCAGUAAUUGAUCAUAUAGUUGAUGUGUAUGCUUAAUUGCACGUAAUGAUCAGUGUCAUCAAGCAUCAACCUUAUGAUGAAAUCUUUUGUUACAAGUCCCUAGCGUACACAACUAAUGGUUGGCAAUCUAUGCUAUAGUCAAAAUAAGAGGAUAUUCAUGCUGAAUAUAUUAUGUUAAGAUAAGCUGAAGUACGGUGUAAGUUCAAGAUAUUCAUAUUUACCAUUAGAAAGAAAGUUAGAAUUAAUGAUUGAUUAAGCUCAGUAAGUUCAGUUCUCAAUUACAACCCCAGUGCUGAGAAAUUCAAUAAUUUGAUUUCCAAUUUUGUACUCCUGAAUACAGAUAUAUAAAGCUUACCAAUAAAUAUGUAAUGCAGCCCCAUGUCUUUCAUAUAGUGAAGAUACGGUACAUGUUAGGUCAAAUAUAUAUAUAUAUAAACUGAAUAAAUACAAUUCAUGUACAGUGUAGAUAUUGUCUGACAUUUAAAACAUGUAAAAGUAUUGUGACCAAUUUUUAAACAUAAACAGCUUUUGAAACAAACUUUGUUAUAAAUUCAUUAAUUCAGUGUGAAUGCUGUUUUUAGAGUUUAAUGGGCACUCUGGCCUUAGAUGAUUAUUGAUCAAAUAAAUUACUCGCCAACAAUUA
This is a messenger RNA of Lytechinus pictus (painted urchin), 7107 nucleotides long. Its product is annotated as coiled-coil domain-containing protein 77-like. NCBI's taxonomy places the organism in Eukaryota, Metazoa, Echinodermata, Echinoidea, Temnopleuroida, Toxopneustidae. The record is from RefSeq and is a predicted model, not a curated record. Bases 1161 to 2759 code for a protein of 532 amino acids. The transcript is spliced from 10 exons. Gene Ontology annotation, cellular component: centrosome.